GUUUAAGUCAUACAUUGAUAAAAAUGGAGGAUCAAGAAAUGCAAUUAAAAGUAAAAAGAGUGACUGAUAAAUUCACAGAGAGUAUGUAUGUGUUGGCCAAUGAACCGUCUAUAGCGCUUUAUAGGUUACAGGAGCACGUCAGGAGAUCUCUACCAGAGCUCGUGCAACACAAGACAGACAUGCAGAGCUGGGAGGAGCAGAGUCAGGGAGCAAUCUACACUGUUGAAUAUGCAUGCAGUGCGGUUAAAAGCAUGACAAACAGUAGCCUCUAUUUCAAGAACAUAGAUGGUCUUCUGCGCCAAGCCAUUUCACUGAAGGAACAGAUGAGCAGCUCGCAGGGACGGAGUGCUGUGAAACCUGAAAUUAAUCCAAACGAUACACCCACACACACUUCAGUCACACCACCUUGACUCAUGGAAAUCUUUCUCCAAGGAAAAAAACUUUGGAUUCUGGCAUGCUUAAGGAUGGAGAAAAGCACAGCUCUGGGAUAUAAACUUGAUCACUGAUGAAGAACUGGAUGAAACCAUAUGUCAUAUUCAGUUGGUGCCACCACGUCAUAUUGAUGAUGAUUGCUACUCUAAAGUAUGAAAGGCCAUUUAUACCUCAGUUAAAAAAUAAAAAAGUUAAUUCUGAGUUUAAAUAUGAAACAAAGUCACAUUGUGAGAUGUAAAGUCACAGUUGGGAAAUAUAAAGCUGCAACUGCAAGAAA
Messenger RNA from Rhinichthys klamathensis goyatoka, 709 nucleotides. It is a transcript of the gene borcs8, whose product is annotated as BLOC-1 related complex subunit 8. NCBI's taxonomy places the organism in Eukaryota, Metazoa, Chordata, Actinopteri, Cypriniformes, Leuciscidae. The record is from RefSeq and is a predicted model, not a curated record. Gene Ontology annotation, cellular component: BORC complex. The transcript has 6 exons. The coding region runs from base 24 to 410 and encodes 128 amino acids.